This is a messenger RNA of Raphanus sativus (radish), 508 nucleotides long. RefSeq lists its product as uncharacterized. The transcript has 2 exons. NCBI's taxonomy places the organism in Eukaryota, Viridiplantae, Streptophyta, Magnoliopsida, Brassicales, Brassicaceae. Bases 56 to 319 code for a protein of 87 amino acids. The record is from RefSeq and is a predicted model, not a curated record.
CUAAAUAAACCCUAGAAGAAGAGAGAAAAGUUGACUGAAGUUGAUCGAGAUCGAGAUGGGGAACGAGACAAAGAGCAAUGGAGCUUCAAGUUUGGGUGGAGGAGGGUUUAGGGCAAAGAUGGAGCACUAUGUGUACAGUGGGGAAAAGAAGCACGUUUUGGCAGGGAUCGGGAUAUUCACCGUCAUCUUCGGCAUCCCUUGGUAUCUUAUGAAUCGAGGAUCAAACAACCAUCGGUCUCACCAAGAUUACAUGGAAAAGGCGGAUAAAGCUAGAAAAGCUCGUCUCUCUUCAUCUCCAUCUCCAUCCUCUGACAAGUAGUCCUCUGUUACAGACUCUAGUCAGAUACAUGCCGUGAAUGAUCCGAUCCAAUCACGUCAGAGUUUUCCAUGUCCAGUCAAAACAUAACUCAGCAAUGUCUGAGCCAGUGUGGGUUUAUUUUACGUAUCAUUUCACUGUACUCCAGUUUCUAUAUUGAAUAAAACAAAAAGUUUUUCUCAAACACAUAAA